Molecule: messenger RNA, 746 nt
Organism: Ruditapes philippinarum (Manila clam)
Lineage: Eukaryota; Metazoa; Mollusca; Bivalvia; Venerida; Veneridae
Exons: 2
Coding region: 138-623 (161 amino acids)
Source: RefSeq, a predicted model, not a curated record
CAUAAUCAUUGUUCUUUUGACAGAGUGGCGAAGAGUGUUUUUGUGGAAAUAAAAUAAAGUUUUAUAACAGGACAGCAUCUUGUACCUACAAAUGUGAAGGUAAUCCGGAUGAAUACUGCGGUGGUCAUUGGAAAAUCAUGAUAUACGACACACAGACAUAUGAAAAUACGUCGACAACAUCAUCUACAGAAAUAAGUGCGAGUACACAUCACGUGACUGAGACUAGCAAAAGUACCAGUUCACAGUCGAGUGUAAAUCACGUGACUGAGACUAGCAAAAGUACCAGUCCACAUUCGAGAGUGAAUCACGUGACUGAGGCUAGCAAAAGUACUAGUCCACAGUCGAGUGUGAAUCACGUGACUGAGGCUAGCAAAAGUACCAGUCCACAGUUGAGUGUGAAUCACGUGACUGAGGCUAGCAAAAGUACUAGUCCACAGUCGAGUGUGAAUCACGUGACUGAGGCUAGCAAAAGUACCAGUCCACUGUCGAGUGUGAAUCCCAUGAUUGAGACUAGCAGAAGUACCAGUCAAAAGCCAUCAACAAAUCAUGAUACUUUAUCUACACAUAAACCAGUUAGGAAAACGAAUACAGAGGCGCGUUCAGGAAGGAGAGUGCCCUGCUAAAAAUAGAGUGCUCGUCUCCUGAACGAGAGCGCGCGAGAGUGUUAUCUGUGAGCGCACGCGAAUCGACGAUAAAGGAGAUUCGCUUGGAAUUUCAACAUGGCGGACAUUGGAAGUUUACGCGAG